AUGAAACGCAAUGAGGCUAUGGACCGUACUGAAAAGAAAGUCCAAGCAGUUGAGGAUAAAAGCAACAAAGACUACGAAGCAACGGAUAUGCGCGCUGAUGAAGACGAAAAGCCAGAAAAAGCUUACUACGCUUUUUAUUCGGGUAAUGAGUCUAAUGUGAUCCCAUGCACUAUUGGUGGUGUGAAAAUUGAAAUGCUGGUAGACUCCGGAGCGGAUGCAAAUCUCAUCAGUGACAGCGCAUGGAUCAAUCUGAAGAACGAACGGGUCUCUGUUGUUUCCUCUACCAAAGGCAGCUCUCGCAUUCUUCGUGCGUACGGUAGUGAAAACCCGUUAGAGGUGCUUGGAUCUUUCGUAGCAAAAGUGGCAGUGGGACUGAAGGAAGCAACAGCAGAAUUCCUGGUGGUGCGAGGCGGUCAACGUUGCUUGUUGGGUGAUAAAACUGCUAAGUUGCUCGGCGUCUUGAAAGUUGGUUUGGAUAUCAAUGUAGUCAAAAGAGAGCAAACUCCUUUUGCAAAGAUUCGAGGAAUCAAGGCACAUAUUCAUUUGGAUCCAAAGUUUGUGCCAGUUUUUCAGCCAAUGCGUCGUAUUCCAAUUCCAAUGGAACAAGCGGUAAACCAAAAACUGACUGAGUUGAUGAAUCGUGACAUAAUCGAAUUGAAGUCUGGACCGGCUAGCUGGGUGUCUCCAUUGGUGGUGGUUGGUAAGACGAAUGGCGAACCACGAUUGUGCCUUGAUCUGCGUCGAGUAAAUGAAGCAGUCUUGCGUGAACGACAUCCAAUGCCAGCAGUGGACGACUAUUUGGCACGUGUUGGUAAGGGCAAGAUAUGGAGCAAAUUGGACAUCCGUGAAGCUUUCCUGCAAAUUGAGCUGGCGGAAGAAUCACGAGACGCUACAACGUUCAUCACUCCUCAAGGACUUUUCCGUUUCAAACGUCUACCUGAUCCAUUGUUCCAGAAGGCGAUGGAUGAAAUUCUCACCGGAUGUGAAGGUACAUCUUGGUAUAUCGAUGACGUAAUUGUAGAAGGAGAGACUUUGGAGGAACAUGACGAACGGCUGCAGAAGGUACAAUAA
This is a messenger RNA of Aedes albopictus (Asian tiger mosquito), 1071 nucleotides long. RefSeq lists its product as uncharacterized. The record is from RefSeq and is a predicted model, not a curated record. Lineage: Eukaryota; Metazoa; Arthropoda; Insecta; Diptera; Culicidae. Gene Ontology annotation, biological process: proteolysis. The transcript has 2 exons. The coding region runs from base 1 to 1071 and encodes 356 amino acids. Gene Ontology annotation, molecular function: aspartic-type endopeptidase activity.